CCCUUGCUGGCAGUGCAAAGUGUCAAAUGACAGCUGAUGAUACUUGAGAGUGCACACACGCACUAAGCCAGAAUAUAUUUUGAUGCGUUUAAUCGAAUAAUCUGUUCAAAGCUGCUUCAUCGCAGACUUAUAUUUGCAAAAAUGCCCUUUUGUGCCCAGGGCUAAAUGAACCUGGCUUUGAAGAUCACUAUCUGUCACCGGUGUCAUGGUUAUGGAAAUGGACUGUCAGUGAAAGACACGGGUCAGUCAUCUUAUCUAGAUUAACUACAGUCAAACAGUCGCGUUCGGGGAGUACACCAUGGCCGAUCACGGUGUUAUUAUUGACGUCAACGCAGGAGAAAGUACCACAGAGGGAGAUUCUGGUAUAGAAAACGGAAAAAAUGACACCAGCAGCGAAAAGGACACUGUUGAUAGUUCACCCAAGCAAGUUCACUUCGAUGGCGAUAUAUAUGCACAGAAAUCUACUCAGGAAUCCGAUGCAACUGUGAACGAGGAGAAAUUGUUGCUUGCAGGGACACUUGUGUUAGAUGCCAAACGAGGUCGGAACAUGGAAUUCAAAACUGACCACAAUCAUGUGAAAGCGUAUAUAUUGUACCACAAGUUCUACUUGCGAUGGCUGCUGUACUUCUUCAUCAUCAUUGACCUUGCCCUUGCCCUGGUAGAACACCCUGCUGUCCCUGGCUGGCUGGCGCCGUACUGGGCUACAAUGAUCGUCGAGGGUCUCUGUAUGGCAUACUUCACUUUUCGUAUCUGCCAUUGCGCCUAUGUCACAAACAAGUUCUGGAAGGAUACCAAGAACAUCAUGGUCAUCGGUUGUAUUGUGCUCACCAUGCUAGAUAUAAUCUGUUUUAUUGUGUGGCAAAACCUGGUCACUCCACCCACCCGUGCCAUUCGGUGGUCAAGGUCGCUCAGGCCAUUCUUCAUUGUAAACUUCUCAGACGGGAAGCAGAUCCGUCGAGCUUUUCGCAACAUCCGACGAACUGUGCCAGACAUCCUCAACGUGCUGGUCCUGUUCAUCCUCAGCGUGUUUCUCUUCGCUCUGCUGGCUCUGAAACUGUUCUACAAGAGGAAGAACCUGGUUUAUCCUAACGGAGAUGCUUACUUUAAGAACUACUUUGACUGUGUGUGGGAUCUGUAUGUUCUCGUCACAACCGCCAACAACCCUGAUGUCAUGAUGCCAGCCUAUGACUACAACAACUUCUUCGCAGUGUUCUUCAUCAUCUACCUCAUCAUCUGCCUCUACAUCUUCAUGAGCAUCGUCCUGGCAGCCAUCUACAACAACUACAAGAAGAACCUUAAGAAUGAGGUACGCAUGUCAGUUUAUGGCAAACGGCGUCGGUUGGCCAAAGCAUUUGAGCUGCUGAAAGUGCGUCAGAGUGGAGAGUAUGUAAUAACCAAGGCAUGCUGGAUCAAACUGAUGGGGAUCGUGCUACCCACCAAGAGUGCCGCACACCUCGAGGUCAUGAUGAGGGUACUAGAUGUCGGGGGCAACCAAUGUAUACGUAAGAAGCACUUCAUGGGACUGGCUGACCUUCUUCAGGUGGAGCUCAGCGAGGUCAAGGACAGACAGACUUUGAUAGAGAAAUAUUUCCCUAAAGUCUAUAACUCCUACGCCAGUGUGAUGCUGAAGAUGGUCGUCAGACACAAAUUUUUCCGUUAUUCUUUUGAUUUUCUGAUUUUCGUCAAUGCUUUCUUCAUCGCCUUUGACAUUGAUGAUGCGGACUGGUUCUUCCUGUCGAUGUUCAUGGCGGAAAUAUUUCUGAAACUCUAUACAUUUGGUGCCAAAGAGUUUUUCUUGCGCUUCUGGAAUAUAUUUGAUUUUUUUGUGAUAGCUGCCUGUGUGAUAGCUUCUGCUGUGGAGGUGAUUAUCGGAGCAUCGUCAGAUGAGUUCCGUACACUGGAUGUUCUCCUUGUCCUCCGUGUGAUGAGAUUAAUCAAACUGUUCGGCAGCAUACAGAGGUUUAAAGUCAUCAUUAUGACCAUCGUCAACAUCGGACCUUCCAUCCUGACUUAUGGCGGCGUCAUACUGGUGUUCUACUACUUCUAUGCCAUUAUUGGUAUGGAAAUCUUCAACAACAAGAUACAAUACUUUGGCUACAAUGAGUCAAUGCAACUGGAAAAUCACAGAUAUUGUGGCAACCCUGCUCUGAAGGGCUCCCUGUUCUACAAGUCACAAUACUGCAGCAACAACUUCAACGAUCUGCUCAAGUCCAUUGUGUUGCUGUUUGAAUUGACAGUAGUCAAUCAAUGGCAUGUGCUAACAUCAGGGUUUGUGUUGGUAACCAACAAGGCAGCCAGGAUCUAUUUCUUUCUCUUCCAUCUCACGUGUGUUGUGCUGGUGCUCAAUAUUUUCACAGCGUUCAUCCUAGAAGCGUUCAUCCUUGAGUAUUCCCUGCAGAAGGUGCCCAAACUAGAGUCGCAAGUUGAGGCCAAGAUCAAGGAAAUGGGCCUGGGCAUUGGCAGCAAAAAGCCAAACAAAACAACUUCGACGUCAGUAGAUUCCUUAGAACUCGUGGAAAAUGAAGUACCACCAGACCGAAGAGAGGAUGACAAGGGAAAUGACUCUGACACUGACAGUAUCCCAGACAUGUCACAGGAAACAGGGCUCAAGUUUCACCUCAAGAAGAAAAGUCGCAAGAAGGUGGAGGUGUUGCUGAUGCAGAUGUUCGAGGGAGAGAUCGAAGAUGAUGAUGAGGGCCCAGAGCUGGAUGAGCAGUACUUUUCUACACGCAGGCCAACACUCGAGUCAGUCACAUGACAGGCUUGACAACACACAUCGACCCUGUAAUCUGCUCACCCAUCUCACACUCCCAGCAUUCCCAGUUUCAUUCCCAGUUUCAUUCCCAGAAUGCACUAGUGGCCGUUGAGUUAUCACUUAUGUCAAUCAUCUUGUCAAGUUUCACUGCACUCUUAGUUCUGUCAGCCAUGUAGCGCUUAGGAUUUCCCAACUGUAACUGAAAUACUGUUCAUAGUGACAUUAAACAACUCACUCAUAACUUUUGAACCAAGGUCUUAGAAAGAGUAUCUAAGCACUUACCAUAUUUUGACCAUAAUGUUGAUCAUAUGAUUGAUCGUAUUUCCCUGUUAAAGGCGACUGAUGAUCACUGCAGUGACCUUGGACCCAAUUGAUUAUGGAUGAUCACUGCAGUGAAACCUCGUGACCUUGGACCCCAUUGAUUAUGAGUGAUCACUGCAGUGAAACCUCGUGACCUUGGACCCCAUUGAUUAUGAAUGAUCACUGCAGUGAAACCUCAGGAGCUUGGACCCCAUUGAUUAUGAAUGAACACUGCAGUGAAACCUCAUGACCUUGGACCCCAUUGAUUAUGAAUGAUCACUGCAGUGAAACCUCGUGACCUUGGACCCCAUUGAUUAUGAAUGAUCACUGCAGUAAAACCUCAUGACCUUGGACCCCAUUGAUUAUGAAUGAACACUGCAGUGAAACCUCAUGACCUUGGACCCCAUUGAUUAUGAAUGAUCACUGCAGUGAAACCUCGUGACCUUGGACCCCAUUGAUUAUGAAUGAUCACUGCAGUAAAACCUCAUGACCUUGGACCCCAUUGAUUAUGAAUGAACACUGCAGUGAAACCUCAUGACCUUGGACCCCAUUGAUUAUGAAUGAUCACUGCAGUUAAACCUCGCGAGCUUGGACCCCAUUGAUUAUGAAUGAUCACUGCAGUAAAACCUCAUGACCUUGGACCCCAUUGAUUAUGAAUGAACACUGCAGUGAAACCUCAUGACCUUGGACCCCAUUGAUUAUGAAUGAUCACUGCAGUUAAACCUCGCGAGCUUGGACCCCAUUGAUUAUGAAUGAACACUGCUGGGAAUGCUGACAUGCAUACAAUGUGAAAUUGCUGCAUACUCAUCAUUUGUGAUGUGUAAAUAGCUGAAAUAUUUCUGAUGCAAAGUUAAGCUAUAUUCACUCACUCACCCAUCAUUUGUUUAUUCAAAAAAUUGUAAAACCAGAUGAUUUCAGCAAAAAUUCUACCAUAGGGACAAAUAGGUUUCACUGUAUAUAUAUGAUAUCACUCAUUUAAGAAUUGAUCUCAAUAAUUUUGGCAUUGAUGAGGAAAGAAGUAAAACUUGGUGUGCACAUUGCACCACAGAUUUAUGCAAAGUCUGCACAACGGUUUUCACAUUUAUACCUCCAUAAAUGCACACAAAAAUUUAUGGGAAUUCUUUUAAGUAAAUAGUCAAAAUGAUAACUUCAGACUACAUAUUUAAUCAUAAUCACAAAAAAACAAUGAUAUGAAAUCAGUGACAUGAGGAAACAGUGGUCCGCUAGUGGGCAAGGCCUAUCAUAUUUUUAAGUUUAGCCAAUGAAAUGCCAUGGAAUUCCUUGCAAUUCAUUUAUUCUGGUUUGAACUCUUGCAAGCACACACAGUGUCGGACAGAGUGGGGAGUUCAAACCAUGGUUUGUUGUACUUCAAUUACCUGUACCUGCCUACUGAGUGAAAUAUAUAUCCUGAACUUUGAAUGGGUGUUAUUGCAUCUUAAGAUAUUUACAGAUUGGCAUUCUUAAUCUGUUGUGAGUUUCUAUGUUGUGAUUGUGUCUUCCUCCUGCUGAACACAGGCUGCUCCUGAGAUCAAUGCUUCUGUGUGAAGUGACUUCCAUUGCCAGUGAAUUCUGAUACUUAUACAGACUGAAAGAUAUACAUACAUGAUUGCAAGUGAUGAAUAUUUAAUAUAUAGGCAUAUUUUGAAAAGAGGAACACCGAGUGCACACUCAUGGUCAUUCAAGACCAACGCAUCUUUGAAAGGCAUUUAGAAGUGAUACACAUAAGGAGGAGAAUUUAAGGAUGUCAACUUCUUAUAUUAUGAGGAACACAACGUUUCAGUGUAUAUGCUUACUCCUUCAUCAGUGUUCCUCAUAAUAAAGAAUUGCAAUCCAUAAAUUCUCUUCCUAGAGACCAACAUGUUCAGCUUAACCAACACAGCACACAUAACUUAAGUAUUUAGAUAUCUUUUCAUUUGUUCAAAUAUAUUUGAAGAAUGUUUGUAAACCAAGAAAUAUAAAAUGUCUGGCAUAAAGGAACAUGAUCAAAAUGCUGAAAAAAAUGGAAUAUGUGUUGCUUACAUUCUCCAACUGUGAUGGCAAAAAGGUGGAUGUUAGUCACGUUACCAGCAUGUCUAAACACAUUGUGCAGUACAUGUCCUGGGGAAAUGGCCAUUUGUGAGAGGAAAGUUUUACUUUCACGAGUAUCUCUGUUUGGGGCAUUCUACUUUGAUGAACUUUGGUAUAUGUCUUUAAAUGUGUACUUUCAUAUGGUUUUUAUUGUCUUGUAGAUUGAAAUAAUGAUCCAAACUUGUUUAUGCUGUUGAAAAUUGUCAGGCCAUUUGAAGAUAGAAUAAAAUCAUUGAUAAUUAA
This is a messenger RNA of Haliotis rufescens (red abalone), 5365 nucleotides long. RefSeq names its product two pore calcium channel protein 1-like. Gene Ontology annotation, biological process: transmembrane transport; monoatomic ion transport. The transcript has 19 exons. Gene Ontology annotation, cellular component: membrane. Gene Ontology annotation, molecular function: monoatomic ion channel activity. The record is from RefSeq and is a predicted model, not a curated record. Bases 299 to 2758 code for a protein of 819 amino acids. NCBI's taxonomy places the organism in Eukaryota, Metazoa, Mollusca, Gastropoda, Lepetellida, Haliotidae.